Messenger RNA from Anopheles marshallii, 714 nucleotides. RefSeq lists its product as uncharacterized. The coding region runs from base 1 to 714 and encodes 237 amino acids. Lineage: Eukaryota; Metazoa; Arthropoda; Insecta; Diptera; Culicidae. The transcript has 4 exons. The record is from RefSeq and is a predicted model, not a curated record.
AUGACUGAGCGACGUGUGUUGACGGUUGCGUGUUGUUUACUGCCGGUGCUGCUGAGCGUGUUUGGCGUUCUGCCCGGUACGGGUACUGCUGCAGGAUCUGCCGGAGUUACUACGAAGGAUAUUUACCGACACGACUGGGAACCUUCGUCUGCUGUGGAGUUACGUGCCGUGCUACGCUCACUGGCCAGAACGAAAGAAAACGAAGGUGUUCAGGCGGAAGGCAAGCAACUUCCUUCCUUCUCAGCGGCUCCAUUCGGAUCGGUUAAUCCCUGCAAAUGUCUCCACGGCAUCUGUAGCUGCUGUUUGGGUGUUUUCAGCAUGAACGGGUGUGCGAACCUAACCUACAUACCGGAGGACUUUGCGUUUGAGUUUCGCAUGAUCUUCAACAAUCGCGUACUGACGAAGAACCGCAUCAGCGGCAAGAACCCGAAACCAAUCUGCGUACAUCCGCCGCGUUUUGACUUUAUCGAAGUGUGUGCGAACUUUUACGACGUUUACUUUGUCGGACGCAACAUGCACGUGUGCAUGGAGAUGAACGGUAACUUUGAGGGUUAUGAGCUGUUUUCUAGAUCGUUUAAUUGCUUGCGGAUAGGCGAUAAGGGUGUGAAAGUUAUGAAACCUGGUGAAACGAUCGGCGGAUCAGUGAAUCCAUCGCUUGAAGCAGAGAUCGAUGCCGGCGAUGAUAUUGAGGAUUACGAUGAGGCUGUCGUAUGA